AUGUCGGACCCUAAACGUGCUACUCUUAUAACAGUGGGUGCUACUAAAUGUGCAAAGAAUAAUGUGAACAAAACUGUGAGAUUAACUAUCAAUUUAGAUGAAAGCAACGAAAGUAAAUAUCCGGAGCUGAAUUACAAGGAACUAGUCAUUGCAGAAGAGAGAAAGAAACGUGAGAAAGCAGAAAAUGGAAAAACUGGAGGCCUGGACCCAUUCUCUGAAAGCAAUGAUGACGUUGAACGCAUUGCCAGAAAGUUUGAACAGAAAUAUGGUGGCAAAAGUACAUAUGGCCGUAAAGGCAGAUCAAAACACGACGACUUCGCAGACAUUGGCGCUGGAUACGACGAGAAUGAUUCUUUUAUCGACAAUACGCAUGGAUACGACGAGAUGAUUCCGCCAGAGUGUGACACGUUAUACGGUGGUUUCUACAUCAACUGUGGGUCUCUCGAGUUCAAGAAUGUGCCUGAAGGUCAGCUCGCCAUAUCCGAUGCAGAACGCGUGGGCAACUCGCGAAAUAAGCGGCGAAUAUCGUCGAGCAGCAGCUCUGAAGAGUCCUCAGAGAGCUCGUCCGAAUCCAGCCACGACGAAAAGGAGACCGCAGAGAAACCCAUGGUCAAUGGACACCUCGACUCACAUGACAUCCAACAUCGGAAAAAGAAGAAUAAAAAGGUCGAUAAGCAGAAGGCUAAGAAGAUUCGUCGUACCGACUCGUCGGCGGCCACCUCAGGGAAGCAAACAUCUGAUGAUAACGUGCAAGGCGAUGGCGAGAGCGUGGACUCUCACUCCCGCACGUCGCAGUCGGACUCACUCGCGUCCAAGCCCGCGCCCAGCUCAGAAAACGAAGCCACGCUUGACAAUUUCGGGGACCCAGACGUAAAGUUACCACCACAAGUUGUUCAGGCGCUGGAGGCUUUGGAGAAUUUCGUGGAGAGGCAGCUCGCAGAAACGCCCAAUAUGUCUUCUAAGGAAUUGAAAACUAAAAGCAGUGAAUACAUUUGCAGGAUGUCGUUGUCGCUGGAGGCGUGCGGGUGCGCGGAGGGGGUGCGGCGCGCGGCCUGGGCCCGGGGGGCGCGCGCUCUGCGCACCUCGCGCGCGCAGCUGCGGCUCGCGCACGCCUACCCCGCCCCCACCGACCCGCCUCACCACUCGCAAACCUCCACUACAAAUGCUCAACCCAAUACCGACACAUCCAUUACGUCAGCUAAUCUAACAACAACCACAGUUGCACCAACAACAACCGUAUCAACAACAUCGGUCUCAUCAAGCAGCAGUAAAAGGAAAAGUGAAGACACUCUAGAAGAUUUUGAUCCAGAACAUCUUAGUUUUGAUGAGAGAGAGGCUAUUAUUGUAGAUACAUUACGAAGGUUAAAAGAACUGAUUGACGAGAGGAAACCUGCUAUGAUAGCUAAUUAUAAUGCUGAAUGUGAGAGAGUACAAGAAGAGAGGAAGAAGAUCCAGAGCUCGGCGGCCCCCGGCGCACCGGUGGCGGAGAAGCGGCUGCCCAAGCGCCGGUUCCCGUGGUGCGGGCGGUCGCGCGCGCUGGUGUGCCGCCUGGCGCGCGCGGCCGGCUCCAGCGCCGCCGCCGCCGCGCUGCUGCAGCGCCGCGCCCUGCCGCUCUUCCCGCAGGGCUUCCUGCGCAUGCCCACGCUGCUGCGACAGGCCGAUUUAAGUAAAGAAAUCAAAGCGUCGGACCUCAAGCGACAACGACUGGGUUCUGCAUCCCAGCCGCCGACGAAUCCACCGUCGGUGCCGUUCUCGGAACCCAUUCAAUUCCCGAGUUCCCUCACGGUCACCACGACUACCACGACCAAACCGUCGCAGGAUAAAUCUGAAGUGGCUCAAAGUACCGAGGAAAAGUACAAGUCUAGUUCGGUCUUCGGUUCGAUUUUAAACACGCUAAGUCUGAGCAAAGACCUCAUCAUAGAAAAACCGGAAAAGAAAGACACGCACGAGAAAAAAGAAGAAUUAUACAUUCCUCCGAAUAAUAUAGGCAACAUAACUAUAACGCCGGUACCUCCUAACCCUCAGAAACAGGAGAAGAAACUCAACAAUAAUGUUCCAAUGUUAACUAUGACAAAUGAAAAACAAUCAGGUUUCAUUAGAGUGAAGUCCCCGGCAGCCUUGAACGAUAUGGUGAAAAAAGACAAGGUUAAAAAAGUUGAUAAACACGUAAAAGAGAAAAGAGUGGAGUCACCUCUCCAUGUCGAUACUAGUUACCAACCUAAUAAAAAGGAUCCGAGUCCGAAACACAAAGAAGAAAUCCCUCAAAAACAAAUUGAGACCAUGCGUAUAGCAGAAAAUAAUAUUCCCCGACCUGCAUUAGUUCCGGUGCAUCAUUCACCAACAUUUGCGAAGCCAGAUAAAAGACCACCAGAGGUAAAAAAGAAGAAAGAGGUUCUUAUAAUCUCUGAUGUUGAUCCUUUAAGUGAUCAGCAGGAACCUUUAGCUAUAGACGAUAGCAGUAGUGACGUUGAGUUAAUAGAAGAAAGUAGGACUGAUAAAAGUGAACCUAAACGUGAUAAAAAUGAGACAGUGCCUUCUAAAGACCAUGUGAGUGUAGAUAAAAAAGUGAAUAACAAGUGUAGAAAAGAGAAGGAGUUGCGGCCAAGUGAGAGUGAGGAGGCUACAAAGGAGGAUAUUGAUACGGUCAUUAAAAAUUUAAAAGAGAUGGCGAAUUCACAAGAAACUACAAAGUUCAACAGUAAUUCUUAUGGAGGAGUUAUUACUAGCGCGAAAUACGAGAAGUCUUCCAGCCAAUCGUCGUUGCGCGGGACAGUGUUCGAGUCGCGUGACAAAGAUAAGUUUACAGAACGAACUUCUUUGAACAAAAUGGAUGGAUGUAGUGCGGCCACAGGUGAGGAGUCGAACAGUUGA
This is a messenger RNA of Arctia plantaginis, 2871 nucleotides long. The record is from the annotation of a GenBank genome assembly. NCBI's taxonomy places the organism in Eukaryota, Metazoa, Arthropoda, Insecta, Lepidoptera, Erebidae.